Molecule: messenger RNA, 1119 nt
Organism: Cyphellophora attinorum
Lineage: Eukaryota; Fungi; Ascomycota; Eurotiomycetes; Chaetothyriales; Cyphellophoraceae
Product: AB hydrolase superfamily protein B1A11.02
Exons: 3
Coding region: 1-1119 (372 amino acids)
Molecular function (GO): hydrolase activity
Source: RefSeq, a predicted model, not a curated record
AUGCUCACUGAUGCCCUCCACGUCAAGAUGUUGCUCACCGAUGUUCAGCAGGAGGAAUCAACGCGCAUGUCUCCAGAGAUAGCAAAGGCACUAGCUCAUCUUCCGAAGCCAUCAUCCGGCCCGACAACACCAGCAGCCCGAGUUCAAGCCCUCCGCCAAGCCUCCGCAACGUACGACACCAAACUCCUUGCCAUGCUAGGACCUCCGCCAGCCACCAUUUCCGAAUUCUACCACACCAUAACCAUGCGCGACGGGUUCCAAAGCAAGCUCAAGAUCUGUCAACCAGCCAAUGCAAGCACUGCCACUACCAUCGGACCACUCGUCCUGCUGUUCUUCUCCGGCGCCUUCAUAACCGGAACCCUCUACAACGCCACGGUCGUCAGCGUAGCCUACCGCCUGGCCCCAGAACACCCCUUCCCCACAGCCGUCCACGACGCCAUUGACACCGUCUACUGGGCCGCCAACAACGCAGUGCUUCCCAUGUCCGCCUCUGCCGGCACAGAAGGGAAAGUCCUCCACGCUGACCCACGCACCGCAGGCUUCAUCCUCGGCGGCGCCAGCUCCGGCGGAAACCUCGCCGCUGUACUCACCCACUACUUUUCUCCUUCUCAGAACCAGCAUACUCUGCCACAAGGCGUCCGCAUUUCGGGCCAGUACGUCGGCGUGGCGCAACUUUUUCCCGACGACGGCUCUACCGUUCCCGACCAUCUCCGCGGCAAGUUCAUCUCCCGCCAGCAGAACGCUACAGCCCCGAUCCUCAACGUUGCGGCCCUUGCUGCUGGCGCUGCGGCGCUCCGAUGCAAGGAUCUAAGCUCGCCACUGCGGUUUCCUCCCGUGGAUAAGGGGUCGAUGGCAGAGCUGCCAAGAACUUAUAUUCAGAGUUGUGGGAUGGAUCCGCUUCGAGAUGACGGGUUGAUUUAUGACGAGUUGCUGAAAGAGGCGGGCGUGCAGACGAAAGUGGACUUUUAUGCUGGCGCACCGCAUGCGUUCUGGUUGGUGACGCCGCUUGAGGGGGAGGAAAGUGAAGUUGGGAGGGAGGCUGUGGUGGAUGUGCUGGGUGGGAUUGGGUGGUUGUUGGGGCGGAAUGUAGAUAAGAAGGCGAUCAGGGAGGUGUUGUGA